AUGGAGGCAGGCGCGGGAGGGUGGGCCAUCCAAGCAGAAACCGCUGUGGGCAGCCUGUCUGGGGCCCCCACACGGAGAAAUCUGCCCAAGGGGACCGUCUUCAUUUUUCUGAUUGCGCAAUGCCAAGGGCAACUGGCCAAGCGAGGAAGAGGGUCAGAAGCCGGGGCAGGGUUCCCGUGGCCUGGGAAGCUCCAGCAGCUGUCUGGCAACCCCCCCACCCCCGGCGAGACCCAGCCAUGCCGAGGACAACCCUUCCUUCCCCUUCCCACGCCCCGAGUCCAAGGCCUGGAGGUCCCCGGGAGCGGUGGACUAAAGGCCCGAAGGCCCGAGCGGUGGGACAGCAGCCCCCUCGGUCUCCCCCCCCCCCCCCCCCCCCGCCCCACGCCCCAAACCCGCAGGGUGACCGCGCCCCGCCCCCGGGCGGACCGGGCGCGCAGGGGAGCGGAGGGCGGGCCGGCCGCGCUGGAAUGCGCGGCGGCGCAGGAGGCAAGGGGCGGGCGCCGGACAUGUGAGGGCACAUCCCGCGAGCUGCCGCCCGGCGCGCAGACGGCCCAGGAAGGAGCGGGCGAGCGGGCUACAGGGCUCGGGGGCUCUGGAGCCCGGGGCCGGGGCGGCGCGGCGCGGCGGCCAGGGCCGAGGCGGGGCCCGACAGGCACCAGGCCCGCCGGCCUGGCGGCGGGGAGAGCCGGCGGGGCGCAGCGCGGCCUGGCCGCGGCCCCGCGCGCUCCCAUGACGGCGGCCGUGCUCCGGGAGGGCGUGCUGGAGAAGCGCAGCGGCGGGCUGCUGCAGCAGUGGAAACGCAAGCGCUGCGUGCUCACCGAGCGCGGGCUACAGCUCUUCGAGGCCAAGGGCGCGGGCGGCCGGCCCAAGGAGCUCAGCUUCGCCCGCAUCAAGGCCGUGGAGUGCGUGGAAAGCACUGGCCGCCACACCUACUUCACGCUGGUGACCGAAGGCGGCGGCGAGAUCGACUUCCGCUGCCCGCCGGAGGACCCGGGCUGGAAUGCGCAGAUUACCCUCGGCCUGGUCAAGUUCAAGAACCAGCAGGCCAUCCAGACCGUGCGCGCCCGGCAGAGCCUCGGGGCCGGGGCGCUGGUGUCCUAGAGCGCGGGGGCGCGCCUGGCCUGCCCGAGGUCGUGCCAGCUUCUGGGCCCCCAUCGGCUCUCAGGGCGUGACCGUGCUCCUGACUGUGCUCCGAGUGGCAAGGCUGCGGCUGCGGACACCCCCGUGGAGGAGGCGUUGGAGUCACGGGUCAGCGGGAGCCAGCAAGGAGGGGGAUGGCCACGGAGAGCUGAGGAUGAGGAUUCGGCCCCGGGCGCUCAGGCUCUCAGGACGUGCCUGUCCCGGGCCCAGCCUCUGAGCUCCAGCAAAGCCCCAACCCGCUGCGGCCCUGCUGUCUUCUCUGCAGACUGUCCGCCUCAGGCUUGGUGCUGUGCCUGCAGGAGGGCGGCCCCCGGGAGCGCUGAGCCAGCGCCUUAGGACUUGAGAGGCCCGCCUGGGGACCACGAGACGAACCCCUCAGGCUCAGCUCUGGAUUCACCUCGGUGGGGGUAGCUGAUGGGCCUGAGGCCCACUCUUGGGGUCGUCUGCUGCUUGGGUCCUUUUCGGGACCCCCACCCCUCCAGGCCUCUCUUUGCACACUUCUCCCCCCCUCCUGCCCAUCUUCCCCACACUGCCGUGCCAGGCCUGGAGGUGGUGGGGUGGGUAGAGGCUCAGCCAUUACCAUUUCACACCUGUCGCAGAAUCUGAUACCCUGCAGAGGGCAGUGACCACGCUGUUCUCCGAAUGAGAGUCUUUCCCACAAAGAUCUGGUAUUGGGAACAUCCCUCUCCUCGCCUCCACUUUCCCAAGGUAAACCCCAUCCUGAAGUCUCCAGCCUGGGGAAGCAGAGACCCUGCAACCCAGAGAACACAGCCUCAGAGGUGCUGGAGGAGGGACCCUGGGGCCUGCAUAGGCCACUGUGGCCUCUGCUGUCUUGGGAGGCAGCCGUGUCUCCCCAGUGGGGCUCGUCCCUGCGUCACUCACACGCUUGGGCCAGCUCCACUGGCAUCACAAGUCUUCUCCGCGCGAUGGUUUAAAAGGAACCGUUUCAGCAGCAGAGAAAUGGAGGUGGAGACAGCGCUACCCUGAGAGACGCAGAGACGGCCGUUGGCUGACCCACGUCCGGCCUGCCCUGUUGCCAUGUGGCGGCUUCAGAGUCCGAUGGGGCAGGGAGGCCGAGUGUCCACCACAGGAAUCUGGAAGCCGCUUCCAGCCCUCUCGCUCCCCGCAGGCUCCUCCUCCCAUCCGGUUAUGACCCCUGUCCUUUGUCCCCGUCCCCCAGAGCCCUCUGCAGCUUCUCAUUUCUCCAAUAUGUGAAUCUCAUCUUACAAUUGAAUAAGAACUUAAGGUACAAAGGCACUUUUACAGAUGCCUCAUUUGUGCUCAUUAGGAUGUCCACACAGCCCACGAUGCAAAUAAACACCCCCGCCCGGGCCGGCUCGCGCUGUGA
Bubalus bubalis (water buffalo) is the source of this 2488-nucleotide messenger RNA. It is a transcript of the gene PHLDA3, whose product is annotated as pleckstrin homology like domain family A member 3. The coding region runs from base 1 to 1101 and encodes 366 amino acids. Gene Ontology annotation, cellular component: plasma membrane. Lineage: Eukaryota; Metazoa; Chordata; Mammalia; Artiodactyla; Bovidae. Gene Ontology annotation, biological process: intrinsic apoptotic signaling pathway in response to DNA damage by p53 class mediator; negative regulation of phosphatidylinositol 3-kinase/protein kinase B signal transduction; positive regulation of apoptotic process. The record is from RefSeq and is a predicted model, not a curated record. The transcript is spliced from 4 exons. Gene Ontology annotation, molecular function: phosphatidylinositol phosphate binding.